This is a messenger RNA of Leptonychotes weddellii (Weddell seal), 1692 nucleotides long. The record is from RefSeq and is a predicted model, not a curated record. Lineage: Eukaryota; Metazoa; Chordata; Mammalia; Carnivora; Phocidae.
GGCUGAGUUGCAACUUACUCUCUUUUAGUUGGAUAUCUUGUUCAGUUUUGAGCUAUGCAUUACAUAUUACCUCUUCAAGAUGUAUGAAUCAAUCUUCUUUCCAACUUUAGGCUUUAUUCCACAGUCAAUUUUAUUAAGACAUGUUUUCCAGAACUACAAAUAUUUAUGUGUGUGCAAAGUGGAAAAAAAACAGAGAUACCUAAUCAGCCUUCAAACAUUUGCGGAUAGAUGAAUGGAUGCAAGAUGGAUUGAUGAAUUCCAUAUUUAGCCCUCAGGAAAGUGGUUUAUAUUAAGGAAUAUGAAACAUGUUCUAGCAAGGAAUAAAGCAUUGCAAUGGACUAAGUCCUAUGUUUUACCAGAGUUUCCCUAUGAUGUCAAAUGCAUGUUAGCAGAACAGAAGUGUCCCGAUCACAGCAUGAGGAUAAGGAUCAUUGAGUUUCUCCAGGCCGACAUGACUAAGUAUCUGGAAGGCUCACUGUAUCCCAGCACCCAGCAGUACAAUGAUGUGGUCAACGCCUUGCUGCAGGCCCACCCUUUCCUGGACGAGGAUGGCUGUGGCUUUUUUUUAUGGAAACGAGCUCUCAAAGAUCGCUUUAAAUAUGUUCGGAGACCCAUAGAAGAUGAUGAACAAGUGAUGAGAAAUAAGUGUAAAUUUGGACACAGAAGAGGCCAGACGAAGAAAUCUCUUACCGAUAUAAGCUUUGAUGAGGUUAAAAUUGUCCAGAUAAAAACAUUUGCCUGGUUUCCAGUUUUUGUUUCUAUGAGCUAUGCUGCUGUGAUCGUUCUUCUUGUAUAUCUUGGUGUACAUGUGCAAGCUCUUUCCAAGGAGAUAUGCGUAGGAGUGGAAUUGCUGGUACCGUGGGAAGAAACUGUUUGUUUAGAUUCUGAGGCAGAUGAACAUAUUAACUGGUUCCAGCAAGAAUAUAUGAAAACAGAAAAGGACUGGAAAGAAAUUGAUAAGAGGAUGAGUCAGACUUUGGAAAUAAGAAGAAAGUUGAUUGGCAGCAGAACACCUCUGAAGGACAUUCUUAAAAUGUUUCCUUUCUUGAAGUGCCCUUAUCAGAUGUUCAGAGAAUUCCAACUUCUUACGAGAACAGAUAUUUAUAAGAAAACAAAGCACAUUCUGGAAUCCUAUUCAGAAAAUAUACUGACUUCUUUUUCAGUGGUGGACAAUCCAAUCAAUAUUGCAUUGCAAGAAAAAAUGAAACAGCACACAGAUGAAGACAUGUUGAAACAUAUGAAGAUGACAGCCACAUGUUUGCUCCUACCAGAUGUUUUUGGGGAUGAUCCCAGCCUUUUUGUCAUUGUGAAUGAGAAGGUGCAAGUUUCCACACCCGUAUUAGAAGUCAAGAAUCCUUUCAAUGUCGAUGUCUGCGAAUUUUCUUUGUAUUUAGAAAAAGAGAAGCUCACAAGGGUAGACGACUGUGUUACGGCCUUGGCUGCUCUCAUAGCUGCCUUCCACGUAUUUGGAGUUGAGUGUCCAAGAAGACUGUCCCAAACCCUCAACUUCCUAGAGACACUGAUUUUUGAUAUGCACAGUCCCUAUUUUCCUUCUAUGAAAGAAAAGUUAAAGGAAGUAGGAUUUCAACACCCAGUUACUUAGUAGCAUGCCAAAUAUUGCAUCAGAACUAAUGAUCUCUGGGACAGCUAAAAUUUUAUUAAAAAAACUGUUUUGACUUAGCAUUGUAGUAG